Molecule: messenger RNA, 1518 nt
Organism: Rosa chinensis
Lineage: Eukaryota; Viridiplantae; Streptophyta; Magnoliopsida; Rosales; Rosaceae
Exons: 2
Coding region: 1-1518 (505 amino acids)
Source: RefSeq, a predicted model, not a curated record
AUGGAUAGGUCAUGGAUGCAUGCUGAUAGGAGGUCUUAUGAAUAUAAGCUAGGAGUGAAGGAGUUUUGUCAGUUUGCUGUUGAUAAUGCUAGAGACCCUAAUCGCAUUUGUUGUCCUUGCACAAAAUGUGGAAAUAUGAAAGACUUUUCUGCACAAGUGAUAAAGGAUCACUUGUUUCUAAAUGAGAUAGACGUAGGUUAUGAUAAAUGGGUAGAACAUGGGGAGGUUGUGGUAGAGUCAGAAUUAGAUAGUGAUAUUGAUAGCGCAGAGACAGAGGGUGUUGAAUCUGAAUCUGUGGAGGGUAAUGUGGGGGCAGAUUAUGAAGUACAAUUAGAUAGUGAUGUGGAGUUGGAAGGCAAUGAGAAUGAUGAGCUUUCAACUGAGUGUAAUGAAUUCAGGCAGUUUGUAGAAGAUGCCAACAAACCCUUAUACCCUGGUUGCAAUAGGCACACAAAGAUGAAUGUGUUGGUUAGGCUUUACAACUUGAAAGUGAAGCAUGGAAACGAGAUACCUGCCUCUGUGUACGAGGCAAAGAAGACUUUGAGUGCAUUGGGAAUGGAUUACACCAAAAUACACGCUUGCCCGAAUGACUGUAUUCUAUAUAGAAAACAGUAUGCUGAUGAAAUGUGUUGUCCUACAUGUGGUAUUUCUAGGUGGGAAGUCUGCAAAAACAAAAAAGAAAGGGAGGGAGUACCUGCAAAAGUGUUGUGGUACUUUCCACCGAUUCCUAGGUUCAAAAGAAUGUUUCAAUCAAUUGAAACAUCGAAGAGUUUAACUUGGCAUGCCACCAACAGAAACAAGGAUGGCUUAAUUCGACAUCCUGCAGAUUCUACGUCUUGGAAGUUGGUAGAUGAUAAAUGGCCAGAUUUUGGUAGUGAGCCAAGAAACCUACGGCUUGCAUUGUCAUCAGAUGGGUUCAAUCCCCAUAGUUCCUUAAGUAGCAAGUAUAGUUGUUGGCCCGUUAUUUUGGUAACCUAUAAUUUGCCUCCAUGGUUGGUAAUGAAGAGGAAACACAUGAUGCUGACCUUAUUGAUAUCAGGCCCUAAACAAUCGGGAAAUGACAUUGAUGUUUACCUUGAACCGUUAAUAGAUGACUUGAAGCUGUUAUGGGAAGGGGUGAAUGGAGUUUAUGAUGCCAUUAAGAAUGAAACUUUUACCCUUAGGGCUUUACUAUUCUGGACAAUCAAUGAUUUUCUAGCUUAUGGUAACCUUUCAAGAAGUAUAGUGAAAGGCUAUAAUGCAUGUCCUAUUUGUCUUGAUAAAACAGAACCUACAAGGCUAGUUCAUGGAGGAAAGAUGGCCUACACCAUUCAUCGACGGUUUUUAGGAAGACACCAUCCUUAUCGAAAGCUAAGGGCUGCUUUCAAUAACCAGCCAGAACAUGCAACAGCUCCAGUGCCAUUGAGUGGAGAAGAAUUGUUGAGGAGGUUGGAGGAGGAAGUUCCACAGUGGCCGUUUGGAAAAAAAAAACCUCCUCCUACUUAUAGGGGUGCUGAGGAUGAAACCAGGCCAUGUUGA